This is a messenger RNA of Diospyros lotus (date-plum), 2157 nucleotides long. RefSeq lists its product as uncharacterized. The record is from RefSeq and is a predicted model, not a curated record. The transcript is spliced from 10 exons. NCBI's taxonomy places the organism in Eukaryota, Viridiplantae, Streptophyta, Magnoliopsida, Ericales, Ebenaceae. Gene Ontology annotation, biological process: DNA-templated transcription. Gene Ontology annotation, cellular component: nucleus. Bases 181 to 1947 code for a protein of 588 amino acids. Gene Ontology annotation, molecular function: transcription corepressor activity.
AUGAAACUGCUUAUUUUGCGUCUAGUUUCUUCUUUGGUCUUCUCCUUCUUCGAGUUGCAGUCCACCCUAACUGUCGAUUGGGUAAAAUCCUAGGAGGCGCCACGUCUCUCUCAUCGCUGAUCAAAUUAUCAAUUUAUGAUUCGAAGUGGCUGUUGAAGGAUCGAAGGCGUGUGCGUUCAAAUGGCGCAGCACCCGAACAACAUUCCGGUGAGCGAAGUGUACUGGUCUCUGGUCGCCAAGGCCGACAAGAAAUUCUCUAAGAUCAGAGAUUUACCCUACCACGAACGCAGCAGGUAUGAUACUUACUUCUACAAGGUGUUCAAGGUCUACACACAAAUCUGGAAGUUCCAGCAAGAGAAUCGGCAGAAGCUUGUGGAAGCAGGGCUGAAGAGAUGGGAGAUUGGUGAUAUUGCUUCUCGAAUUGGGCAGCUUUAUUUUGGACAGUAUAUGAGGACAAGCGAUGCUAGUUAUUUGGCUGAGUCUUACAUAUUCUAUGAAGCUGUAUUAACAAGGGAAUAUUUCAAGGAGGGUUUAUUUCAAGAUCUUAAUCUUGCCAACAAACAACUAAGAUUUCUUGCAAGGUUUUUGAUGGUAUGUUUGAUGUUGAACCGGCGAGAAAUGGUCUACCAAUUGGUAAAUCAGCUCAAACUGUUGGUUGAUGAUUGCAAGCGGACUUUCCAGGAAACUGACUUUAAAGAGUGGAAGCUGGUGGUUCAGGAAAUAGUUAAGUUUCUGAAAGUUGACACAGCUUUUAUGAAUAUCAGGCCUUUGAGAUAUAGUCUUGUACUGGACCUUCAUCCAGAUUUUCUACCACAAGUUGCUGCUGCUAAGAGAAACCUAAGAUUAAGAGAUGCUAUGUUGACUAGCUAUUAUCCUAGUGAGGUCAAAUUUUCAGAGCUUACACUAGACACUUUUAGAAUUCUUCAAUGUCUAGAAUGGGAACCUAGUGGUUCAUUUUAUCAGCCAAGUGGAGCUCAUUUGAGUGGGCUGAGUGCUAGCAGUGUUCAAAAUGGAGCAUCAGGGCCUAGUCGCAUUAACUACUCACAGGAUAUUGCUGAUCCUACAUUGCCACCAAACCCUCGUAAAGCUGUUUUGUAUCGCCCAACAAUCACACAAUAUAUAGCAGUUCUUGCUACAAUGUGCGAGGAACUCCCUCCUGAUGGUGUUCUCUUAAUAUAUUUGUCAGCUUCACGUAGCACUAGCAGCAUAUCUGGUAGCCCCAACCAUUCUCCUGGGCAAGUCAAAGGGGAUAGCUUCAGCUAUUGUCCUGGUGGCUUACAUAUUGGUACUCGUGGAAAUGGAGGUUCAGAUUGCAUUUAUCCUUGUGACUUCACUCCAUUCACAAGAAGGCCCUUGUUUUUUGUGGUUGACAGUGACAGGAGUAAAGCAUUCAAGAGUAUAAAUGAAGCUGCAAAAGGAGAGCAACCGGCAAUGCUCCUAUCUCCAAGCUCAAUCCCCAACGCUGUAGAUUCUUCUUGUCUUCCAAGUGGGAGCCUAUUCACCUGUUUUCUUACAACUCCUUUACAAGCCUUUUGCCUCUUGCUUGGAAUUUCUGGCUCUGAUCUUGAGAUGGAUGCAUACAACAAAGCAGAUGACUUGCUUUCGUCUUCAUUAAAUGAUUGGGGGUCGUUGUUAGCAGCAUCAGAACCCCUUGAUCCUGUUUGGUCUCAAGUUUUAAAUGAUCCAUUUCUGAGGAGGCUUCUAUUACGAUUCAUAUUUUGUCGGGCAGUACUGGAACUCUAUGCUCCUACUUACCAAAAAGAAGAUUUUGUUCCUGAGUGCGUACCUCACCUUCCGGAGGCUCUCCUGCCCACAGCUGAAGCAUGUCAAACAGCAAUUCUUCAGAUAGCCCACGCCUUCGGUGUAGCUGACAGUUUCAUCUUCUCGAAAGGCAUAAGCCUUCCUGAAGGUAGGUGUUGCGAGGAAGAAUCAAUGUCAUCCUCCUGAAAUGAGCUUUCGGAAGCAAUAUGAAUAUAGUGGGAGCUCUUUUUUCCUUGUGUAUAAUUCUGCUUUUCCUUAGGUUUUUUUUGUCAUGGUUUCUGGGUGUUUCCAGUUGUUAAUACAUGAUCCUUGGAAGUUAGAUUGGAAAUAUGUGUUUUGUCCCUUGUGCGUUUUGUUAUCAUUACAAUAAAUUUAGCAUUUUUUAGCCCUCAAGCA